Messenger RNA from Branchiostoma floridae (Florida lancelet), 4868 nucleotides. Its product is annotated as alanine--tRNA ligase, mitochondrial-like. Gene Ontology annotation, biological process: tRNA modification; alanyl-tRNA aminoacylation. The coding region runs from base 42 to 3731 and encodes 1229 amino acids. The transcript is spliced from 29 exons. The record is from RefSeq and is a predicted model, not a curated record. Lineage: Eukaryota; Metazoa; Chordata; Leptocardii; Amphioxiformes; Branchiostomatidae. Gene Ontology annotation, cellular component: cytoplasm; mitochondrion. Gene Ontology annotation, molecular function: nucleic acid binding; alanine-tRNA ligase activity; aminoacyl-tRNA deacylase activity.
CUUUAAAAUGUAAUCGUCCUCAGGUCAAAGGUGAAAACAACAUGGCGUCGCUCAUGUUGGAGGUGUGCCGGCCGGUGUGUAAAAUGUGUGCGAGACGCCUUCGUCUGAGCUGUCUGCGAAAUAAAAGUGGACUUGUAAGACAGAAUGGACUCAGGAGAUUCAGUACAAGUAGUGAUCACGACAGGAAAGUCUUAAGUUCUCAAGAAAUUCGGAAGACUUUCCUGGACUUCUACAAGGUGAAGUACGACCAUCUGCUGGUGCCGUCCUCCUCCGUGGUGCCCAGAAACGACCCGACUCUGCUGUUCAUCAACGCAGGCAUGAACCAGUUUAAACCACUUAUCCAGGGAACAGUGGAUCCAAGAAGUGACAUGGCAAAGUACAGAAGAGUGGUGAACAGCCAGAAGUGCAUCCGGGCGGGCGGGAAGCACAACGACCUGGAGGACGUUGGUCGGGACUGCUACCACCACACCGUCUUCGAGAUGCUGGGAAACUGGUCUUUUGGAGACUUCUUUAAGAGAGAAGCCUGUGCCAUGACGUGGGAGCUGCUGACUGACGUGUACCGGAUCCCUGCAGACAGACUUUACGUCACGUACUUCGGGGGCGACCCUGACCUUGGGCUGGAGGCUGAUCUGGAGUGUCGGGAGAUCUGGGCCAGCCUGGGGGUUCCUGCAGCCAGAAUCCUGCCCUGUGGGAUGAGAGAUAACUUCUGGGAGAUGGGUGACGUGGGGCCAUGCGGGCCGUGCACGGAGAUCCACUACGACCACCGCGGCCAGAGGGACGCCAGCCGACUGGUCAACACGGACAGUCCCGAGGUGGUGGAGCUCUGGAACCUGGUCUUCAUGCAGUUCAACAGAGAGUCAGACGGCACCCUGCGGCCGCUGCCCCGACACGUGGUGGACACGGGGAUGGGUCUGGAGCGGCUGGUCGCUGUGAUGCAGGGGAAGCUGUCCAACUACGACACCGACCUCUUCUCACCGCUACUGCACGCUAUUCACAAGGGCACCAAAGUGCAGCCAUACUCAGGCCUGGUUGGUGGUGAAGAUGUGGGCGGGGUCGACGAGGCCUACAGGAUCAUCGCCGAUCACGUUCGUACGCUGACCAUAGCGAUAGCCGACGGGGUCAUGCCAGGUCAGCAGUGGAGAGAGCUGGUGCUGCGUACCAUCCUGAGGAGAGCGGUCCGAUACGCCCAAGAGAGGCUCGGCGCGCCCGAGGGACUGGUGGCCAGCCUGGUGCCGGUGGUGGUCCAGAACCUGGGUGAGGCAUUUCCAGAGCUUCUGUCUAAUCAGGAGAAAGUGAUGGACACCAUUAAUGAAGACGAGGCUCUCUUCCUGUCCAACCUGGAGAAGGGGAAGAAGCUGAUGUCUAAGACGAUAAGGAAACUGGACAAGUCAGCCUUCUUUCCAUCUGAGGUUGGCUGGUUCCUCCACAACUCCCUGGGCCUCCCCACUGACUUGGUACAGUCCAUGGUGACUGACAGAGGCUGCAGGAUGGACAUGGAGCACUACAGCAGGAUAGAGGGGGAUGCGCUACAGAAAAAAGCUCAGGGUCUGCAGAUUGCCCAGGUGCCUACUCUUGAUGCCCACAGUCUGCAGCAGCUACAAGCCUUAGGAGUGCCCCCUACUGACAACUCGCUCAAGUACAACUACAGGCUAACAGAGUCAGGAAAAUAUGAUUUCCCAUCCCCUGACGGGCGUGUGCUAUCCCUGUAUAGGGCCAGAGAGCUGGUAGACAGUGUGGGACCAGAUUUCCCAUCCCCAGAGGGGCGUGUGCUAUCCCUGUACAGGGCCGGAGAGCUGGUAGACAAUUUCCCGUCCCCAGAGGGGCGUGUGCUAUCCCUGUACACGGAAGGACAGCUGGUAGCCAAUUUCCCGUCCCCAGAGGGGCGUGUGCUAUCCCUGUACAUGAAAGGAGAGCUGGUAGGCAGUGUAGGACCAGGCGACGUCUGUUCUGUUAUCCUGGACAGGUCCUGCUUCUACCCAGAGGCUGGGGGGCAGGAGAGCGACCAGGGAAACAUGACCAAAAAUGAGGUUGUGGUGUUCACCACUGAUAAUGUGCAGGUGUGUGGAGGGUACGUCCUGCACCAGGGACAGGCACAAACUUCCCUCACGGUGGACGACACGGUACAGCUCAACAUAGACCAGGAACGUCGGCUGAGCUGCAUGCAGAGGCACACGGCCACCCACCUUCUGAACCACGCCCUGCGGGAGGUGCUGGGGGAGGCGUGCGAGCAGCGAGGGUCACACGUGGGACCGAACAGGCUCCGCUUUGACUUCUCCGUAAAGAGCCUGCCCAGCCCAGCAGAGUUGAGGAGAGUAGAGGAGACAGUGCAGGCCAUGGUGGACAGACAGGAGUGUGUUUACACCAGAGAGGUGUCGCUAACAAACAAACAAACAAACAAACAAACAAACCAGUGUUUCUAUGUUUCCUGUAGAGCCUGCCCAGCCCAGCAGAGUAGCCUGCCCAGCCCAGCAGAGUUGAGGAGAGUAGAGGAGACAGUGCAGGCCAUGGUGGACAGACAGGAGUGUGUUUACACAAGGGAGAGCCUGCCCAGCCCAGCAGAGUUGAGGAGAGUAGAGGAAACAGUGCAGGCCAUGGUGGACAGGCAGGAGUGUGUUUACACCAGAGAGAGCCUGCCCAGCCCAGUGGAGUUGAGGAGAGUAGAGGAGACAGUGCAGACCAUGGUGGACAGACAGGAGUGUGUUUACACCAGAGAGAGCCUGCCCAGCCCAGUGGAGUUGAGGAGAGUAGAGGAGACAGUGCAGACCAUGGUGGACAGACAGGAGUGUGUUUACACCAGAGAGGUGCCACUAUCGCAGGCCAAAGAGGUGGAGGGCAUCAGAACUAUGGAUGAGGCUUGUUUAUUUUUUUGUUUGUUUAUUUAUUUCCAGGAGUACCCUGACCCAGUAAGAGUUGUGUCGGUAGGCACUCCUGUAGAGGAACUGAUGACAAACCCGACCAGCGGAGCUGCAUCUCUGACCUCAGUUGAACUCUGCUGUGGAACGCAUGUUCACAACACGGCAUCCAUCAAAGCCUUUGUUAUCAGCUACGAGAGAAGAAACGAGAUCGGAUCACGUCGGAUAAUAGCUGUCACUGGGGAUGAGGCAGUGGAGGCGAGGAAGACUGGUGCUGAGCUUGAGGAGAGAGCCAAGACUCUGGAGAGGCUCGUCUUACAAGAGGAGACGUCUUCACUCGAGGAGAUGGAAGGAGUUUACAGGGAUGUCGGCAAGCUGAUCAGGAGAGUAGACACAGCUAGCCUCCCCUUGUGGAAGAGGCUGGAACUGCAGGUCAGUCUGGAUCAGCUGCAGAGUCAAGCCAACAGAGCUGUGAAAAAACUGAGGCAGCAAAAUGUGGAAACAGUUGCCCAGAAAGUUGCCCGGACCCUGGUAGACAGAAAUGAAGACGUCGUUCUUGUUACCGACACGGGACUAGGACCCAAUCUUAAGGUUCUGCGUACGACAGUGAGAAUCUGCAGCGAGCUGGCCCCAGACACACCCAUCAUGCUGUUUGGUACAGACCCCAGGACGGCCUCCGUCAGAGUGGCUUGUAAGGUGCCGGAGGCGAUGUUAUCGCGGGGACUGGGCGCCCGUACCUGGCUGGACCAGGUGAUGGCGGACAUCAAAGCGAAGGGGCGCGGCGACGAGAGGUCGGCAACGGCCGCGGGGGGAAACCCGUCCGGCACGGAAGCCGCCAUCACGGCAGCCAGGAGAUACGCACACAGAGUUCUCAGAUGAUAGCGACUCACUCACACCAAUCUAUUCUCUACAGACAUAUUACAGUUACUCGUAUUUGUUGUAUAAUACAAUAAACCUGUAUAUAAGGACCACUGGCCAAUGUGAUCACUUUUUGGUGACAAUUUUUUCAUUCAAUCUCUUUUUUAUUAACAUAAAUGAAGACUAUGUUGUGCCCACCCUCCCACACAGGGUUGACUCUCUCGGCAAUGCCUUACUAUAUCAACCCUGCCUUUCCAGCCUCAGAAAAAUGGGGUACUAAAUGGCUACUAACUGUCACCCAAUCAGAGAAAUGCCUUCAAGUUUGUGUUGUCCAAAAAAGGUGCCAUAUAAGGCCCCUCAUGAAUAAAAGCAAGAUGACAGUACAAAAUGUACCUGUAUAAUGUUUCACAGUUCUUUCUGAGUUGUUUACUAGGUACCAAAUUUAAGAUUUGCCAGUUCUGUGGGUAGAAUGCAACCAAGGCACUUCUGAAUUCGAGCUAAGCAUACGAAGAAACCAUUAUGAGAAAAUAACAGAUCAUGGUGCACGCCAAAUCAUAUGCUGUUUGUUAAAAAAUCAGGCAAGAUCAUUAAUAUUCAUAAGCAAGACACCCCCAAUACCAUUUUUAUAAGGAUGAAAAGGCAGGGUCGAUAUUGUAAGGCAUUGCCAUGAGAGUCAACCCUCUAAAAUAGAAAUUGGACAACUCUUCUGUUGCAGAAUUUAUUGAAAACAAUAAAUGGCUUUCUUUACAUCAUCCCCAUAAGCUCCUUGCUAUUACACAUUGACUGUAUAUGAACUGCAAAACAUUCUAAACUGAACAAAAAAUACCCCAAUGUUCUACAAGAUAAAAAUUACAGCAGCACUGACCACCGAAUACAAACAACAACAAUCUUUCAAAUCUUCUGUAACAAUACAUUUGUAUUUGAUAUACAAAAAGUAUGUUUCAAAGAACAUUUCAAUUUAUUACAUAUACGGCUAAUUAUAUGGAUUCCCUUCCAUAUUGGAAUACAUUCUCUGGGUAACUGGACCAUUGGGUGAGUUCUUUACAACUUUGCACUGGUAAUGCAAAAGCAACAGUGUAAUUCACACCUAUAUAUUUAACUUACAGCAUAGAGAACUCUCAACUGGAAAUAAUCUAGGACGGGCAGCGAUAAACUUAA